Molecule: messenger RNA, 267 nt
Organism: Cylicostephanus goldi
Lineage: Eukaryota; Metazoa; Nematoda; Chromadorea; Rhabditida; Strongylidae
Source: the annotation of a GenBank genome assembly
AUGAUCGACCAGGUCGUCGACACAUUCGUGGUGCUGGCAAAAUGCCUUGUGUUGACUUUUGUGGCCAGCAUCAAAGCACUUCUGCCUAUGGGUGUACUGCCGAGGAAGAGUGUGAAAGCUCAUCACUCUUCACCAAGUAAAAGUAAAGAGCUGAAAUACAACUAUUUUGCUCUUUUUUCGGUGGAUGAGUGGGUCGUGGUGCGUACUAAAUUAGAAAUCACAGGAUCUUUUGCGGGAAGGGAAGUAGAGGUAUUAAAUCCAUUUUAA